AAAACAAUAGCGUUUGAGCAAACACAUUACACAAUGGUCACAGCGUGUCAUACAUACUCAAAUGAAUUAUGUGGAAUUAGUGAAGUUGAUUACAGUGUGGGUAUAUAAGAUCAAAUUUUGAUACAGUAUGGCUGCAGGGACAACCAUCUUAAAGUAGUCAAUUCCAGUUUAAUUUCCAAAAUGUUUGUUGCCUUGACCCUCGUCGUUGCCACCGUGGGGCUUAUAAUCUACAUCCUUAAAAUCUAUGAAGCCCGUGCAAAAAGCUACUGGACUGAUCGUGGAUUUGCUUCCACCCCAAGCGGAGUUUCCUUCUGGGACAUAUUUUUGGGAAAAAAGGAUGCGAUCGAUUCUGACGUUGAAAUCUACCAGAAAAUUGGUCAUCUCCAGGAGAAAGUGGGUGGGGUCAUGGAACUGGGAGCAUUUUCAUCUCCAAUCCUGUUUGUCAGAGACUUGGAUGUCGCAAAAGACAUUUUAAUUAAGGAUUUUGACCACUUCUUUGACAGAAGAAGUUUUGGGGAUUUCGAUAAAUUGUUCAACGAUGGACUUUUCAAUAUGAAAGGACAAGACUGGAAAGAUAUGAGAACAUUUUUGAGCCCCACAUUCACUUCAGGCCGGAUACGUAGCAUGUUUUCCCAUUUUGAGAGGACUGCUGACAAGUUGAAACAACAUGUCAAGUCAUUUCCAGUCACAAAAUCCGGAUUUGAUAUUCCAGUUUCAGAAUCCAUGCGAAAAUAUACGCUCGAAGUAAUUGUUACUUCAGUUUUCGGCAUGAGUGUUGAUGUCUUUAAGGAAAAUGACAUUAUGUUCGAAAUGGCUGAAAAAUUUGGUCACUUCUCUUAUUCUCGAAAAAUUAGACUCUACAUGAUUCAAAAUUUUCCAAAGUUAUCAAAGCUUUUAAAAAUUAGUGGAGUUGAUCAAGAUGUUUCCGACUUCUUUUGGGGAAUGUUGUCAGCAGCAUUGAAAGCCAGACAGGAAGGAAACAUAAAAGGGAACGACUUUGUGCAAAUGUUGGUUGACGCCCAGAAUGGCAACCUGAAAGAGGAUCAGGAGUCGGAGUUAAGUCGGGAGGAAAAGGACGCCAUUUUAAAACCCAAGUCCGGUGGAAAUAAGAACAAUAUAAAAUGGAGCAAUGAACUCGCCAUUCCACAAGCAUUUAUAUUCAUGGUGGCUGGUUUCGAUACGGUCGCGAAUAAUUUGGCAGUAGCGAGUUAUAUUUUAGCCACGCAUGAAGAUAUACAAGACAAAGUUUAUGAGGAGGCUUGUCGUGUCUUGGGGAAUGGGGAAGAUGGAAAGAAAAUUGCAUAUGAGGAGGUGAAUCGCUUGGAAUAUAUCGACAUGUUCAUAUCGGAGGUCCUUCGUCUGUACCCUGCGGUGUCUAGGUUAGACCGGAAAUGCAUGCGAGACUAUGCAUUGUCAACAUCGGAUGGUGAGAAACCUUCCAAGACACAAGUCAUCAAGGCAGGGACAUUCAUCGCAAUUCCGGCCGAAGCUAUCCAACGUGAUGAACAAUACUAUCCUGAUCCUUUAAAAUUUGACCCUGAGCGAUUUAACCAAGAGAACAAAACCAAACGGAAUCCAUAUGCUUACAUGCCAUUCGGCAUUGGACCCAGAAACUGCAUUGGAAUGCGAUUUGCUCUGGUAGAAACUAAAGUUGCGUUGGCACACAUUGUACGCAGCUUUAAGAUUGGACCGACAGAAAUCCCAACUUCUAAUCAAGAAAGUGUAUUUCGAACCGUUUUUGGUUAUCGACUUUCCUCAGACUUGAAGUUGAGAUUUACGCCAAGAGUAUAAAUAACUAACUACGCUUUGAAAAAUGGGUAGAAUCAUCAUACAGAUAUUUUUAUGUAACAAAUUAAAUGGAUUACAUGGAAAUUGUUGUUGAUCUUAA
This is a messenger RNA of Folsomia candida, 1888 nucleotides long. RefSeq names its product probable cytochrome P450 9f2. Gene Ontology annotation, molecular function: iron ion binding; heme binding; oxidoreductase activity, acting on paired donors, with incorporation or reduction of molecular oxygen. Bases 181 to 1791 code for a protein of 536 amino acids. The transcript is spliced from 5 exons. NCBI's taxonomy places the organism in Eukaryota, Metazoa, Arthropoda, Collembola, Entomobryomorpha, Isotomidae. The record is from RefSeq and is a predicted model, not a curated record.